Molecule: messenger RNA, 2527 nt
Organism: Symsagittifera roscoffensis
Lineage: Eukaryota; Metazoa; Xenacoelomorpha; Acoela; Convolutidae
Product: nuclear mitotic apparatus protein 1-like
Source: RefSeq, a predicted model, not a curated record
ACGAGGGAAGGAAGAGGGAGCGAGAAGCAGUGGAGAAAGUGUACAGUGAGGCGAGUGGACUGAGAGAACAGGUAGACAGACUCACUGUGGAACUCAACCAGCAACAGCUCCUGCUCUCACAGACUAAAAGUGAAAAAGCUGGUUUGGAGGGGGAGGUGGGGAGUGUGAGGCUGAAGAUGGAGGCUCUGGAGAAGACACACCUAGUGGAGGUGGACAAGCUGAGGCUGCAGAUCAACACACUCACUGAUGAGAAGCAGAUAGUGCAGGAGAGUCUGGAGAUUGAGAACAUGAACUUGACAGACCAGCUGUUGCAGGCCACUGGCCAGAUGGAAGUGCUGGCUGCUCAGAGGGACUCCCUUCAGGCAGAGAAGGGACAGCUGGUGCAGAACUGCGAACAGGCCAGACACGACUACAACACUCUCACUGCACAUAACAGCACUCUAGAGGAGGACUUGAAGAAGGCGCAUGGGGCGAUGGAGAGAUUACACGAGAAGCUGGAGCAAGUAUCUUCUUAUGGGGCAGAUGAUCGGAGGACGAGUGAGGAGCAGAUUGCGGAACUGCAGUUGAAAGUAGCCGAGUUAGAAGAGAAAGCAGCGGAAUCAGAGGAUUUGAGAGGCAUCAUAGCCACGAUGGAGAAGAAGUUGGCGUCAUCAGACAACACCUUGAAGAGCUACAAGAAACUGUAUAUGGAUGAGAAGGCUAGGAGCCAACAGAGUCAACACCACCUGGCUCGUAGCCACACUUACUCACCGGACAGAGGUGUCUCGCAGAAGGAGAAUGUACUGCCUAUGCUGUCGCAUAGAAUCAAACAAGAGGCCACUGUCACUGGAGGCGAUGUGCACUAUGAGCGGCCAGUGACUCGACAGGUGGUGUCCACUUCCAACUUGAAUGAUCGUUUUGAGACGCUGCCUGCUCGGUCCAGAGUACCUCUUUCUGGCUCUUCAUCUACCACCUUCUCAACUCCUUCGAUGAAGCUGAGGAGCAGAGUGAUGGCCUCACAGAACUUCGCCGACUCAGUGCCCAACGAAGAGUCCCUCUACAAGUUCUCAGAUGUGUUGGACAUGAUCCAUCCUGACAUGGCAAGUGUGCAGACACGGAUGAGUGACCUUCAGAGACAGGAGAAUGUCCUGCCAAAGUCACUCCUAACUCUCUCCUCAUACCCCACAGACACCAUCACUUCAUCUUCCCAAUCCACCGUCGCCCAAGCAUCAACAUCCUCUCUACACUCGGCCGAGAACAAUGUCAUGUCGGGCUUAAGAAACAGACAACACCCACCCAACUCGCACCUUCGUAAUAACCUCAACUGGACCUCGACGUCAUCGUCGUCCAGCUCCUCGUCACUCUUGAGUGGCAGUGGAACCUCGACAGGAUCCGAAACUCUUGCGAGGACUGUACCUCACAUUAAUCUACCAGGAUAUGUUCCCUCUCGUGAGAUGCGGGGUCUAUCUGGCCAGACUCUGGAUUCCAGUGGUAAGAGGAGUUCCAUGAUGUGGAUCAGUGCCAAUCAGGGACCAGGAGAGGCACGUGGUCAUGGGCAGGAUGAAGACGAAGAUGAAGGGUUGAAUAGUGAAGAUAGAAUGAGUGAGAUUGAGAGGAGGAACUCGAUGUAUCCCAGACAUCUGCAGUCGUGCUACCCAAUGGAGAAUUUAACAGACAGCACAGGGUCCGCAACUCGUGCUGCGGCAUCCGGAGGAAGGAAGCGUCCAAUGCACCUGACGUCAUCCAUGGAUAUGUGCGAGGACGACAACCUGAACUCAACGGGAGUCGAGAACAACCCCCCUUCGGGGUCAACCGGGACUGCCCCUCGUGGCGCGAAGCAGGUAAAGCGGGGCAAUGUGUUGCCCGACAGAAUGAAUCACCCGCCUCUUUCUGGGUCCGACUGCCUGUUUUCGCCCGAGGCGAGAAUGACUGCAUCACCUUUCCGUUCUUGUCUGCCACCAUCUGUGAAAAAGCUGAAAAAGGGCCAUACUCCUCUGACUAUGCCCAGUCCACAGAAGUUAGUGCAAAGAGUGACAAAGGGCAGGAGGUCCAAAGUAGGCCCAAUGGACACUGUUCCGGAGAAGUCCUCGGGCUCCAAACAGGAUCAGCAGAGUAGUUCAGCUUCUGCCUCUAGUGGGGAUGGGGCCACUGGGGGAGGAGACAAGAGUGGGACAGGGGGGAGUGUGUUCAUGGAGUUCCCGAACACUCCCAAGGACAAGAAACGAAAGAAGAAGUCGGGUUUGCUCGGAUAGAAUCAAACGCAAAAUAGAAAAAUGAAGGAAAUUUGAGUGCGGUUUUGAUCUGAAGUGGCACUGAUUUGUUGUUUGAGUUGGACGGAUCAAUACCUAAUACGACUGAGGUGGUAUAAGGGGAAGAAAAUAACGAUAGAUGACUAUUGAAUCGGAACGAACCAGCAUCGUUGAUUGAAAAGGGAUUUUUAUUUGUUUUGUGGUUGUUAAAUGAAUUUCGUGUUUUAGCACUUUGCAAACUUGUUUGCGUGAUUUUUGUUAACAGAUUGUUAUUUGGUCAGAUUUUAAUUAAUCAAUAU